Molecule: messenger RNA, 2185 nt
Organism: Lipotes vexillifer (Yangtze River dolphin)
Lineage: Eukaryota; Metazoa; Chordata; Mammalia; Artiodactyla; Lipotidae
Gene: CD200R1
Product: CD200 receptor 1
Exons: 8
Coding region: 194-1261 (355 amino acids)
Biological process (GO): regulation of neuroinflammatory response
Cellular component (GO): external side of plasma membrane
Molecular function (GO): signaling receptor activity
Source: RefSeq, a predicted model, not a curated record
AAGUUACUAAUCAGGCUGAAACACAUAGAGUUGAUGGAAGGGGCUACGAGGAAAGAAGUGUCAUGCUGCUAAUGGGCUAAGAGGAUCCAGCACGGAGAAGUGGACGAGAGAGGGCCUCACCAUGUCCAUAGCUCCUUUUACACCUGUGUGGAGGAACAGUGCUGAGUGAAGGGCAGAAAAUAAGAAAACAGAAAUGCCCUGCACUUGGAUAACUUCUGAUCUUCAGCUACUACUGAUUUUGACUCUCUUCUUAGUUGCAGAAUGCAUAAGUUCAGUAAUGGAAGAUCUUGUUACAUCAAACAACUCAUUAAUGCAGCAGAUGGUCAAGGACAAUUACAGUUGGGCUUCAACGAUUACUUCAUCUAUGGACAGAAAGCAGAGCACUGUAACACCUCCUGCAGAAGUUAACACUUCACUAUCAGUACUAGUGGGUACAAAGGCUGUGCUCUCUUGCCCUCUUGUGCCGUGCACAAGUAUACUGCUAACAACAUGGGAAAUAGUCCUCAGAGACAAGCUGCCCUGCUUCAGAGCCUUCAGGGGUGAUACAAAUGAGACCAAGGGAGGAAACUGUACCGACGAGAGAAUAACCUGGGCCUCCAGACUUGACAAGAAUCCUGCCCUUCAGAUUGAUCCAGUGGCCAUCACUCAUGAUGGGUAUUACAGGUGUCAAAUGGUAACACCUAAUGGGAAUUUCCAUCGUGGAUAUCACCUCCAAGUGUUAGUGCCCCCUGAGGUGAUCCUGGUUCAAACUGAGAAUGGAACUGCAGUGUGCAAGGCAGUUGCAGGGAAGCCAGCUGCACGGAUCUCCUGGACCCCAGAGGGAGACUGUGUCACUGAGCAAAAACGUCAUUGGGACAAUGACACAGUGACCAUCCAGAGUACAUGCUACUGGGAGGGCCGCCAUGUACCUAAUGUGUCUUGCUCUGUCUCCCACUUGACUGGCAACAAGAGUCUGUCCAUAGAGCUGGAUCAAGAUGCCAAAACAUCAGCACCCUUAAGAAUUUUACGUAUCGUCCCCCCUAUUUUUAUUAUCUUGGUCAUCGUUGGAUCCAUUUGGCUUUUGAAAAUCAGUGGCUGCAGAAAACUGAAAAAAACAGAACAUACUUCAGUUGUUGAGGAGGAUGAAAUGCAGCCCUAUGCCAGCUACACAGAGAAGAACAAUCCACUUUAUGAUACUACAAACAGGGUGAAGAUGUCUAAGGUGUUACAAAGUGAAGCUGAUGGGAUGAGUCUCCAUACUGUAUAUGUUCCUGAAGUGUAGCACCAGGACAAAUGAAUCAAGAUACAGUACAGAUACUGUUUUGAUUUUCUUGGAGUUCUGGAAUGGAAGGCUUAUUUUGAAAUUAGCUUUUCAAAGAUUCUUAGAAGACAGAGACAUUCUAGAGGAUUUGCAUUCAUAUCCUUAUACAUUUGAAAUUUUAGAAUUUUAGCUGUUACUAUGUAGCUCUUUGAAGAACUGAUAUUAUUACAAAGAAAGCUCAUGCUCAUGAUAAAAUAUUCAAAUUGUUCAACACAGAAGAUGAUGAAAACUGAGUUACCUCAAGUAACUCCACAGAAGGAACAAUUAACCAACAGUUUUUAUGUAAUCUUCUAGAAAAUUUCUUUGUGCAUAUGUCAUAUCUAUAUGUGCAUGGUAUAUGUGUGCACUUAUAUGUCCAUUUACAUAUACAUACACAUAACCUUGUCAAGACACAAAUGGGAACAUACCAUAGUUUUGUUCUGUACUUACAGAUAGCUAAUAAUAUAAUAUAUCCUGAAGAUCUUUUAUAUCAACACAAGCAGAGCUACCUCAUUCUUCCUGAUGGGUACAAAAAAUUCCAUUGUAUGUAAUGGAAUUUAAUUUAAUUAACCACAACUCUAGUGGUGGACAUGUAGAUUAAGUUUUGUUUAUUUUGCUAUUAUAAACAAUACUACAUAGAAUGAUUCUUGUGACUAUAUCUCUUUGUAUGUGUUUGAAUAUAUUUGUAAGAUAAUUUCCUUGAGUGAAAAUGCCAGGUCAAAGGGUUUGUGCAUUUCUUUUAUUGACUAAUAUGUCAAACUGUGUCAAUUUACAUUCCCUCCAACCCUGUUUGAAUGUGCCUUUUCUGUUAUUUUAAUAUCUGUAAAAUGCCAACCUACUGUUAGCUAAUAUGAUAUAAGAUUAUAAUAAGAAUUUCACUAUUUAAUAAAACUGAAUUUAUAUUUU